Messenger RNA from Rhagoletis zephyria (snowberry fruit fly), 647 nucleotides. RefSeq names its product RNA-binding protein Rsf1-like. The record is from RefSeq and is a predicted model, not a curated record. NCBI's taxonomy places the organism in Eukaryota, Metazoa, Arthropoda, Insecta, Diptera, Tephritidae. Gene Ontology annotation, molecular function: RNA binding.
AUGAGCGACAUUGAGUCAUCAGACCGGCCGAAGAACCGCGUCUUCAUCGGCGGCAUCGGACGCACCCAGAAGGAGGAAAUAGAGCGCGAGUUUGGCCGCUUCGGAAAGCUGUGCAAGGUCUGGGUGGCGCAGAACCCGCCCGGCUUCGCCUUCGUCGAGUACGACCACAUCUCCGAGGCAGAUCUGGCCGUCUCGGAGAUGAACGGUCAGUCGCUGCUCGGCUCGGCCAACAAGAUUCGCGUCGAGCACUCGCACGGUGACAGUCGCCCGCGAGGACGUGGCCCGCCGCGUGACCAGAACCGCGGCCCAUCGGGUGGCUACGGCAUGUCCCGCGGACCACCUCGUGAUCGCUAUGGCGGCGGUGGUGGAGGCGGUGGCGGCGGCUACGACAACGGCGGCGGUGGCUACAACCGAAACCGAAGCUACAACAACAGCUAUGGUGGCGGCGGCGGAGGCGGUGGAGGUGGCCAACGAUACUCGGACGGCGGCGACCGACGUCGACAGUUUGGCGGCGCCUCCAAUGGACGCCAGGGAGGCGGAGGCGGCGGUGGACGCUACCGUUCCGACAGUGGCAGCGACCGAUAUGGCGGCGGCGGUGGUGGUGGUCCUCGAUACCGAAGUCGCUCUCCUCCGGCCGGUGGACGCAG